GCCUAGUCGGCCGGAGCGAAGCCGGGGACUUGCGUAUCGCGCCUCGCUGGGCCAGGGAGGGUCUGAGUCGAGCUUAACCUUUUCCUUCGAGAGUUCUACCUUGUAAAUACUGUUAUUUGUAUAUACUGUAAAUGAUGACCUCGGUGGGCACGAACCGAGCCCGGGGAAGCUGGGAGCAGGCGCAGAACCAGGCACAGCACAAGCAGCGGCCACAGGCCACUGCAGAGCAAAUCCGACUUGCACAGAUGAUAUCCGACCACAACGAUGCUGACUUUGAGGAGAAGGUGAAACAACUGAUCGACAUCACAGGCAAGAACCAGGAUGAGUGUGUGAUUGCCUUGCACGACUGCAACGGGGAUGUUAACAGAGCCAUCAAUGUGCUGUUGGAAGGGAACCCAGACACGCACUCUUGGGAGAUGGUUGGGAAGAAGAAGGGUGUUUCAGGACAAAAAGAGAGCGGACAGACGGAGCCCAGCGAAGAAGGCAAAGAGAACCGAGACAGGGAGAGAGACUUCAGCCGGCGGCGGGGCGGAUUGCCACGAAGGGGCCGAGGAACUAGCCGUGGAAGAGAGUUUCGGGGCCAGGAGAACGGACUGGAUGGUGGCAAGACGGGUGGAUCUACUGGAAGAGGCACAGAGAGAGGGCGGCGAGGGCGUGGGCGAGGCAGAGGUGGAUCUGGAAGACGGGGAGGAAGGUUUUCGGCUCAAGGCAUGGGAACGUUCAACCCCGCGGACUACGCAGAGCCCACUAGCACGGAAGAAGGUUACGGGAAUAGCACCAGCAAUACAUGGAACAACAACACUGGGAGUUUUGAGCCGGAUGACGGGACGAGAGUUGAUUACAUUAGGGGUGAGGGGUCUAAUUAUCCCCGAAAAUUUGACACUGCUCCUGGUACGAGAAAUCCAGGUGCGUGGAGGACGGCAACAGAGGAAUGGGGGACCGAGGACUGGAAUGAAGAUCUUUCCGAGACCAAGAUCUUCACUGCAUCCAACGUCUCCUCUGUGCCCCUGCCUGCAGAAAAUGUGACCAUCACGGCUGGACAGAGAAUUGACCUGGCUGUGCUGUUAGGAAAGACCCCUUCCUCUCUGGAGAAUGAAUCACCCAACCUGGAUUCCUCGCAGGCGCCGACUCUCAGCCAGCCGUUGGUGUUCAGCAAUUCGAAGCAGAGUGCUAUAUCCCAGCCCAGUUCGGGGAACACCUUCUCCCACCAUGGCAUGGUCAGCAUGCUGGGAAAGGGGUUCAGCGAGGUUGGCGAGGCCAAAAGCAGCACCGGUGGCAGUGCCGCCGCUGCCACCACCACCACCACCGGCUCGCAGUUCCUGGAGCAGUUCAAGACCGCCCAGGCUCUGGCUCAGCUGGCAGCUCAACAUCCCCAGCCAUCCAGCGGCAGCAGCACAGCCACCUCCUGGGAUACCAGCACCACGAGCCAAUCCUCGUCGCUUGUGCAGUACGAUCUGAAGAACCCCUCGGAACCCGCCGUGCACAGCCCGUUUGCGAAGCGCCAGGCCUUCCCGGCCCCAUCCACCAUGAUGGAUGUGUUCCUGCAGGAAAAGCAGCCUGUGGUGACCGCCUCUGUCACAGCCCCACCACCCCCGUCAUCCCCCCUGGCCAGCAAAACCAACCCCGCUCCCCAGAUGUCCCCGGGCUCCUCAGACAACCAGUCCUCGAGUCCCCAGCCAGCUCAGCAGAAAUUGAAACAGCAGAAGAAGAAAGCCUCCUUGACAUCAAAGAUUCCCGCUCUGGCGGUGGAGAUGCCCGGCUCCGCGGAUAUCUCGGGGCUCAACUUGCAGUUUGGGGCGUUGCAGUUUGGGUCAGAGCCUGUCCUUUCGGAGUACGAAUCGACGCCUUCCACGAGCACCUCUGUGAGCCAGCCUCCAAGCAGCCUGUACACGAGUACUGCAAGUGAAUCUCUGUCCACGAUAUCGUCCAAUAAGAGCCAGGAGCCGGGUUACCAGAGCUGCACCAUACCUACAGCAACAUAUACCUCCCAGAACAGCGCUCAGGGACCACUGUACGAGCAGAGAUCUACUCAGACUCGGCGGUACCCAAACUCCAUUUCCUCCUCGCCCCAAAAAGACUUGACCCAGGCCAAGAAUGGCUUCAGCUCGGUGCCGCCCACGCAGUUGCAAACCACGCAGUCAGCUGAAGGUUCUGCAGGCCCUGCUGUGAAAUCUGACUCCCCCUCUGCCCCCAGCAUUGCGACCCCUCUCAACGACACUGUGUCUGCGGCAUCCUUGCUUACCACGGCUACCCAGCACUCCUCCGUGCUCAGCAGUCUGAAUCACACUGAGGAGCUCCCUAGCACGGCCACCACGCAACACAGCAGCACGUUGCCCGCCCAGCAGAACAGCCUGUCAUCAUCAACCUCCUCUGGCCGCACGUCAACUUCCACCCUCUUGCACGCCAGCGUGGAAAGUGACGCUGGGCUCCAUUCUUCCGCAAGCACUUUCUCCACCUCCUCCAGCACCGUCUCAGCCGCGCCGCCCGUGGUCAGUGCCUCCUCGAACCUGAGCAGCGUCAGCAGCCUUGGCCUGAGCCUCAGCAGUAACUCCACGGUGACGGCCACAACCCGCAGCUCCGUUGCCACGACAUCAGGGAAGGCUCCUCCCAACCUGCCUCCAGGCGUGCCGCCGUUGCUGCCGAACCCGUACAUCAUGGCUCCAGGGCUGUUGCACGCCUACCCGCCUCAAGUUUACGGCUAUGAUGACCUACAGAUGCUUCAGACAAGGUUCCCCCUGGACUACUACAGCAUCCCGUUCCCCACCCCGACCACACAGCUUACUGGAAGGGACGCCAGCCUGAGCAGCAACCCUUACUCUGGUGACCUCACGAAGUUUGGCCGAGGCGACGCCUCUUCCCCUGCGCCAGCAACAACCCUGGCCCAGCCUCAGCAGAACCAGACGCAGACACACCACACCACCCAGCAGACGUUCCUGAACCCGGCCCUCCCGCCCGGCUACAGCUACACCAGCCUGCCGUAUUAUACCGGCGUCCCGGGGCUGCCCAGCACCUUCCAGUAUGGGCCAGCUGUGUUCCCCGUGGCUCCUACUUCUUCCAAGCAGCAUAGCGUCAAUGUCAGUGUGAAUGCCUCGGCCACCCCCUUCCAGCAGCCCAGCGGGUAUGGCUCCCACGGGUACAGCACUGGCGUGUCAGUAACAUCUAGUAACACGGGAGUGCCAGACAUUUCUGGCUCUGUCUACUCCAAAACGCAGCAGUCAUUUGAGAAGCAGGGAUUUCACACUGGAACCCCAGCCGCCUCCUUCAACCUGCCGUCGGCACUGGGCAGCGGCGGCCCCAUCAACCCUGCCACCGCUGCAGCAUAUCCGCCGGCCCCGUUCAUGCACAUCCUGACGCCGCAUCAGCAGCCACACUCCCAGAUCUUGCAUCACCACCUGCAGCAGGAUGGGCAGUCGAUUCUGUACUUCCAACGCCAGCAGGAAGACCAGAGCGGCACUGGUCAGCGCAGCCAGGGCACUUCGAUCCCGCAGAAAUCACAGGCAAACAAGUCCGCCUACAACAGCUACAACUGGGGCGCCAAUUGAGGGGGGCGGCGGCUCAGAGGCGACUCUACACACUUCAACCAAGAGACGGACGGAUGGACGGACGGACGGAAGGAAGGAAGGAAGAACGACAGCGACCUAAUCAAGAAGGAAGGAUACCCCCCUUUCCCCACGGGGAAGAGCUCCCCCUGCCCUCGGCACGGCCCUGCAACAGCCCUGGCAAACCCAGCCAGCACGGCUGGGCUUGCCGUUCUUCCCUCGACCCCAACUUCCCCCUAUUGUAUGUAAUAUAGAAUUUGUAUCUUUUUUCUUUUUUCUCUGCAUUCAUUCAGAUUACGAGCCGUUCAGCUGUAGGGGCCUUUUAUUUUGUUUUGUUUUUCUACUCCUUCACUCCUCCUCUUUCCCCCUCCAAAAAUAAAUAAAUAAAAAAGUACCGCCUGGCGGAUCCAAAGGAGUCAACAUCUGGAAUCCUCUUCCCCCUCCCCUCCCCGCCUACAAUGCCCUCCUUUAUUAUUAGGAAUAAGAUCAGUAAUUGAUAUGAACCGCAUUGUAAGAUUAAUUAGUUGAAGUGUUUUUUUUGUACUGUGUUCUAAAUUUAAUGGAUAAAUGUGUCUUGUAUAUAAAAAUGAAAAUCCCAACUCUG
Messenger RNA from Rhineura floridana, 4143 nucleotides. It is a transcript of the gene UBAP2L, whose product is annotated as ubiquitin associated protein 2 like. The coding region runs from base 132 to 3542 and encodes 1136 amino acids. Gene Ontology annotation, molecular function: protein binding. The transcript is spliced from 29 exons. The record is from RefSeq and is a predicted model, not a curated record. Gene Ontology annotation, cellular component: nucleus; cytoplasm. NCBI's taxonomy places the organism in Eukaryota, Metazoa, Chordata, Lepidosauria, Squamata, Rhineuridae.